ACUCACCUAUGCUAACAAUGUGGUAACCUCAUAACAUAGAUCAUAAGCACGUCAGACAAGUCUGAAUUACACUUGAUUGUAGCACAAUGUAGGGUGACAACCAGUGAAUGUAAACAAAGCCAUCGUCUGCAUAUAGUGCAGCGUAACAACGCGUUCAUUCACUGUACUUGCCAACUAGUUCCCGUGCAGAAUCCGUUUUAACGCUGUUCAUCAAAACGAGGGAACAGCAAAUUUAUACAUGUAUGGGAGAUGGUGAUGAGACCACAAAAGGUCAAUUUUUGUUUUAGUCAAUUGAUUCAAAUUAAACGUAGUCAACCCUAACUAAAAAUUCAAACAGUUCUAUUGUUCAAAUUGGGAUUUGUGCUGAUUUAGCAUUGUGUCCUUGGGUAACUAAACUCCUUUCUGUACGAUGGCCGGCCGGCCUUCCAUAAAUCAAUUUUCUCCGUCUGUUGCAUGUACUGUAUGUCAGUGCUGACCAGUAUCAGCAGUAAUGGUGACCAAACUGUUACAGUAAUCCUCUGUCAAUUCUUUCAUUCAUCUUUUAAUGCUAGAUCUCUGAUCUUUUAAAGCUAGCAUCACCACUACAAAUCUGACUGAACCUUUGCUGAUUUUUGUUUUUUUUUUCUUUUACCAGGUCUGUGUUUUACUGGUAACUAUGCACACUAGACCAGAAGCAUUUCUUAAUAUAGCGUGAAAAACUAGGAAAUAUAUACCAAGUAGUGACAGUGAUUUGUAUGAAUUUCUUAUUGUAAUUUGCUGCGUACUCUACCAUUCAAUAAAUACUACUUUUAAAAAAGAAAUAUGGAAAAUGUGUCACUAAAGAAAGCAAGACGUAAAUAAAAUGUCAUUUUGUGUUUUCUGAGACUCCCUAAAUGAACAAAUGCUGUCAGUGAGCAUGUAUCUGCAGAGGUGAUGAAGAGUACUCCUGCUCCUCCUCUUCCUCAUCCUCCUCCUCCUCCUCCCCCCCCUGCCUCUUUCACAGAGGUAUUCUAAGGACAGAGAGGGGGGGUGGAUGGGUUCAAUGGGUUCAUGUAGUACGAACGCCUCCUCCUCCUCCUCCUCCUCCUCCUCUCCACCUCCUCCUCAGGUCUGCUGCCUCCCCGCUCCCUGCUCUCUCUGAGUCCGGGGAUGAUGAUCAGUCUCUGGGUGAAGAAGGAACCUGCUGCUGCAGAAUCUUCUGCUUCCGAGGCUGGAAGGUUUCAGUGAAAUGAUCGAAGUCUGAUUUUUUUAUUUUUUUAAUUAUUUCACCGCGGACAGGGAACAGCUGAGAAUCACUGGCUGCCAUUUUCAGGUCAACCGAGGCAUCUGGGUGAAAGUUGUGUUGUGUGGGAUGGGGGAAGAGCUUCGUCCUGAGCUGUGAUCAUGAUGGCUGAUGGAUGCUGCAGAGGGAUGGAGAGGAGCCGGGGGAAGGUGGCAGCGGAGCCGCUGCACAGAGCUGCGUACGCGUCGCCGCCACAGCAGCAGCAGCAGUAUGUGCAAAGCGCAGCAGCCGCGGCGGCAGCGGCGGCAGCGCAGCAGCAGCAGCAGCAGCAGCAGAGCGCAGACAUCCAGGAGCUGGCCUCCAAACGCGUUGACAUCCAGAAAAAACGCUUCUACCUGGACGUGAAGCAGAGCGUCCGCGGCCGCUUCCUGAAGAUCGCGGAGGUGUGGAUCGGCCGCGGCCGGCCCAGGAAAAGCAAACUGACGCUGUCCAUGGCCAUGGCGCCCGCGCUGCGCUAUUGCCUGGGAGACUUUAUAGAUUACUACGCCCGCAUCGGGCUGCGCGGUGGUUUGGCACCACAGCCGGCGCAUACGGAGGAGCAGAGCGGCGGAGGAGGCGGCAACAGCCAGGGCCGCUCGCACCGGAGAGCGCAAGAGCAGCAGCAGAGUUCUACCGCGCUGUCGCCUCCCGGUUCCCCCGCGUCUGACGACCAUGCGCACCGCGUCCUCAAGAGUGAGUUCAUCGAGCGCGACAACAGAAAGUACUUCCUGGACUUGAAGGAGAACCAGCGCGGCCGCUUCCUGCGCAUCCGGCAGACCGUCAGCAAAGGCCACGGAACCAUGGGCUACUAUGGCCAGGGCAUCGAACAGACCAUAGUCCUGCCCGCGCAGGGGCUCAUCGAGUUCCGAGACGCGCUGUCGCAGCUCAUCGAGGACUACGGGGACGAGGACAGCGACGACCGCGGCCGAACCGGCUCUCGGAACCACGGAGGCGAAGACGACAGUCCAGAACUGCCCGAGGCCGCGUCCUUUCGUGUGGACAACAAGAGGUUCUACUUCGACGUGGGUUCGAACCGCUAUGGUGUCUUCCUAAAGAUCAGCGAGGUGCGCCAGCCGUACCGGAACACCAUCACGGUGCCGCUUAAAGCCUGGGCCCGGUUCGGAGAGAACUUCAUCAGGUACGAGGAGGAGAUGCGGCGGAUUUUCACGUGUCACAAGGAGAAGAGGACAGACGCGCGGCGGGACAGCGACGAGCAGGAGGACUGAAGAAGACUUGAGGUCCCACAUCUAGUCUGUGUCCCUGUGACCACCAAGGGCUGGUAACGACUGACCGGAACCUGCCAAGAAUCCAUCCAUCCUUUCAUCCAUCUUAGUGCAUCUUCCUGCACUGUAUCCAAUUCAGCAGGGCCGUCCAAAAAUAUUAAAGGGCACUGAGCAGAAUUUUUAAGAACUCCCCAAACUCCCCCCCAGGUUUUGUAGACCUGUCAAAUCCUGGGUCAUGAUCCACAAUUGGUAGACCAAUACCAUGGUUGCAAGUUGUAGCUAAGUGGCACUGGAUCGGCUAAUUGGGCUGGCUAUAUUAUGCAGGAUUUGGUUUUUAUUUAGCUGACUAGUAAUAUGGUGAAUUCAUGGUCUUUUUUUUGUCCACCAAGAAACCCAGCUGACCAGCUGCCCUGUGGUUGUUGUGGAUUGGACCGUUCAUUAAUGCAGCCGUAUAUUCCGACGUAAUUCAUUAAACGUUGCGUAGUACCCACGUGGAAGACGUGAUCAAAAUAUUUAUGAUCAUAAUUCAAAUUUAAAUUCCUCCUUUUAAAUUUGAAUUCCUUCCCACGUGGGUCAGAAUUUUAACGGCUUUUAUCAUUUUGAAUGUGUUUGUGCCUGACCCAUAAUGAUGGAGGCAGCCUUCCGGAACAGUUUUGCUCCUGUCGAACGCAGCAGUAGCAGUGGCAGUGGUGUCCUCCAUUGUUGGGUGCAUUCAUUUUGACAAAAUGCCGAGAAAAAGGGACUUAUAUUUAGACUCUUUAGUGUUUAUCGUCAUUUAAUUAAUUAGUGCCUGUGCUGGAAAAACAAUUGAUUGGUGCUUGCACUUCUGCUUGGGAAGAUAAACCAUUCACAGCAUAGCGUUCAGAGUCCAUAGAUCGUAUAUAAAAAGUGGACAUAGCCAUUUAUUUGCAAGAAAGACAAUGAGAGCAGUGGCAUUCUGGGAGUCGUUUCUCAGAGCACUGGGCUCACAGCUGCUACAUUUGUGAAGCCACUUCCUAGGUCUUCACCUCUACAACCAGAUGGUUGCGUCCCUUCUUAUAUAUGGUUUUGGAAAGUUGCUCACUGUAAAAAAAAAAAAAAAAGUGAAAGUUGUGGACUUAGCUUUAGUUAGCAGACAUGUGCUACAUCACAUUGUAUAAAGUUUCUGGUCACAUUUAGGAAAGGCUGUGGGAGACUUUCUGGGUUUCAGACACUUUUACAGCAGAUGGAGAAUGUCUGGAAACAUUCUCGAAACCCCGCAAAGCCCUAACAGACAAUCGCUGGAAAAAAAUGUCUGAAUCAGUGGUGAUGUAAAAUUAGCUCACGGUUUAAAGAUGGUGGGAUGUUAGGGAUGUGGUUCGAACUGGGAGACCACUUUAAUACUUUUCCCUCAAAGAUGUACGAAAAAAGAAAAAACCGUCAGUCAGCAGUGACAGUAAAAGAUGAACUAAUGACACUUGCGUUUUUAUGAAAAGUGCAAAUUAAGAUAUAUAGCAAAAUAUUGUGUUUUAAUUAUGAUAUUUAUGUUUAAUCACAGCGAGAGCGGAUAUAGGGUUACAUGUGUAUAAUAGCAUCUUUGCCCACUGCUUCCCCUACUGGUCAUCAAGCUCGGAUGCAGGAAGAAGAGAGCGUAGCCUGCAGUUUGCACAGAAUUGUAAAGGUAGAUAAGCUAUUAAUAGAGGUGUUUGCUGUUUCAUUAGCAGAGGCUUGAGGGCGGAGGUGCAAUAGGCAGGCACACGGUGUCAAGGAAUAAAUAUUCAUAAAUAGAGAUAGGGAUGUAUGUGACACGGACGUCUUGGUACAACUUGAAACUAGCAAAAAUAUACAAUCUUUAAAAUAUUCAUUUAAAAGGUGAAAAUGUGGCAAACGCGACGGUUCUU
Molecule: messenger RNA, 4322 nt
Organism: Cynoglossus semilaevis (tongue sole)
Lineage: Eukaryota; Metazoa; Chordata; Actinopteri; Pleuronectiformes; Cynoglossidae
Gene: purg
Product: purine-rich element binding protein G
Exons: 1
Coding region: 1363-2466 (367 amino acids)
Biological process (GO): regulation of transcription by RNA polymerase II
Cellular component (GO): nucleus
Molecular function (GO): DNA-binding transcription factor activity, RNA polymerase II-specific; RNA polymerase II transcription regulatory region sequence-specific DNA binding; purine-rich negative regulatory element binding
Source: RefSeq, a predicted model, not a curated record